AUGUUCUCACGUGGCUCAGAUGCUACUAUUCGAGAGGAUGAGUUGCUGCACUCUCAUAAGCCAGGAGAUUAUGUGGCCCAGACUCAGCUGUUUGGAAGAGCAGCACAGGGCCCUCUUAAGAAGAAGGAACUUGACGCUCUUCUGCUAAUGGCGAAACAAAAUGUCAGCAUACUUAUCGAGGAUUUGGGGGAAGCAAAGGGGUUGGUGGAGGCGUUUGAAGAGAGAAACGAAGUAAACGAAGAGAACGACCACGAGAGCAUUGUUGAUAUCCUUAUCGAUUGGGAUGCCGAUGUAUCUACCCUCACAGAAGAUGGCAGGACAGCGCUUUCGAUUGCUGAAGCUCUCGGUCAACUGACAAUCGUAGGAAAGUUCAAGUGUGCUAUCAGUGGACUACAAGAGACUAUGCCUAACGCCUUAGUUGAGAACUGUAGAGAAUAG
Messenger RNA from Alternaria postmessia, 438 nucleotides. RefSeq lists its product as uncharacterized. NCBI's taxonomy places the organism in Eukaryota, Fungi, Ascomycota, Dothideomycetes, Pleosporales, Pleosporaceae. The record is from RefSeq and is a predicted model, not a curated record. The transcript has 2 exons. The coding region runs from base 1 to 438 and encodes 145 amino acids.